This is a messenger RNA of Dendroctonus ponderosae (mountain pine beetle), 2265 nucleotides long. RefSeq names its product coiled-coil domain-containing protein 96. The record is from RefSeq and is a predicted model, not a curated record. The transcript is spliced from 12 exons. Bases 85 to 2175 code for a protein of 696 amino acids. Gene Ontology annotation, cellular component: axoneme; ciliary basal body. Gene Ontology annotation, biological process: cilium assembly. Lineage: Eukaryota; Metazoa; Arthropoda; Insecta; Coleoptera; Curculionidae.
AUACCUAGAAGUGAACGUCACUGUGAAAUGUUGUCAUUUUACAUGAGAGUUUUAUAGAAAACACUUUUAAUUUUUUUUAAUAGUAUGAGCGACUCGCAUAGUACGGGAGAACAACCGAAUAAGGAACAAUUCUCCAAUGAAAUCGCGACGGAAGAGUAUUGCGUAACGGUCGAUGAUGUAGAAACGAAUGAGUUCGAAGUAUCCCCAAAACCAUCUUUGCCAGAUGUGGCGGAGAAAGAACUCACUCAAAAAGUUGAGGCGCAACCAGACGACAACAUUGAUUUGGAACAGGAAGCACCAGAAGAGAAAAAUCCGGAAACUGAAGAACCAGAAAAGGAAAAAAACGAUGAUAAUCUCGAGGGUGGUUUUUUUGCAGCAGCUGCACCUGAAGAGGCAGAAAAGCAAAAUGUGGUAGAAGAGAUUUCCGGUAUGACGGAAAUUUCAGAAAACGCUUCAAGGACUUCAAUCAGCCCGGAAGAGGCUGUGGUAGCUUUGGAAGAAACUACUACUGAAGCGGAAGAAAGAAAAAUCGAAGAUUCAGUUGAGGCUAAAAGUGAUAUAACAAGAGAAUCUAUACAAGUCAGAGAUGCUAGCGAAUCUCAACAAAUUCCCGACCUCCAGGCACCCAUGAACAGGUCAACCUUAGCUAUUAGACCUUCCUUGAUGCCCAGGUUUCAUGACAGUCGUCCAAGUAGGGCAAGCAGCAGGACAGCAUCCAGAAAAUCAUCGUUCGAUGAGUACAGAAAAGAUUGGGAUCAACACGAGCCGUUGAGUCGAAGUUCCGCUAGAGGUACAAUUAGCAGCGUGCGACAUGUGCAUAGAAGAGACACAAUGAGUUAUGCCGAAUUAGGGCCUAGAAUUAGAGGUUUAUCUGAAGCUGAUGAUGAUCUGACGGGAUUCGACAUGGGAGGAGAUGCUCCCAUUUUCUUCGAUGAAACGGUCGAAGAGGAAGAACAAUCCAUAGAGGAACAGGAGGAAAUUAAGCCCGUUCUGGACCGGGAACCAUAUUAUGCCCGACACGACCAGGCCAUAGAAGAAAUCAAUGAACGGAAGACCCGCAAUUUUGUUAUUCAAAAAAAGUUAGCAAUGUAUUUUAAACGAAAAAAGAUGGAUUACGUGACAAAGGAAACAGACUGGUCCUUCGACCAACAGAACAAAUACAAUCGAAAGUUGGAGGCUUAUGGGGAGUUAAUCGACUUUGUAGCCAGCGAAAGGGACCGGAUUAGUCAAGAAAUUGCCAUCACUAAAAUUCAACGGGAAACUAAAUUUAAGGAACUCAGCCUCAUGUUUAAAAAAAUCCAAGCUAGAGAAGGAGAGAUCGGUUAUGGUCUCAUCAAUACCAAAACCGGUAAUGCCAUUCCUGAUAAGCUGGUUGAUCGGUUAAUUCAUCGCCAGUUGAUCCAGAUGGGCCAAGUCAGUUCAAUGCGGCUGACUUUUAUCAAGUUGAAGCAAAUGGUGCAAGAGAAACUGGAUGCUAUUGCCGACCUGAAUGAAAUCGCUCCAGGUUUUCUUUUGGCCGACUUCGAGCAGCUGAAAGUGAUGAACCAAAGCUACGGAGAUAAACUGGAGGAACGCGAUGAAGAACUAUCAAGAUUGAGAGCAAAGUGCGCGAGCACGAUUCAGAUUUUGGCGCAUUUAAGAGAAAAAUCUUCAGCUCUGCAAAACGACGUGGCCGAUUUGAUGGAGGAACGCAACGAAACGGAAUGGGAAUUUUUCAAUGUUCGCAGCACAUUAAAUCUAACCAAGCAGCAUAGGGACUACUGCAGGCAUGGUAUCAACCAAAUGCGGGAUGAUUCUGGACUUUUGACCCAACCGACUUUGCUGCGAGAUAUGGAGCAAGGGUUGGUUGAUGCCAAGGUGUUGGCAGGUGAAUUGCAGCAUGUGAUGGCCGAAUACAAGAAACGUGCAAGGCAAAUAAAACGGAUCCGGACACGUAUUGAAGAAGCUAAAGAAAUGCGCCGUUUGGGCAGAAGAUCCAGUCUGCGAGUACGAAACCCCUUUUUACAAGUCCGAACUGAACGAAGCGAUAGAAUAUGUAGAGGUAGACCGUCGCUGAUGAUGCCGACGAUAGAAGAAACGGCUUUUGAUAGUCUGAGGUCGAUUAAACCGAAAAUUACGUACGAUAGGCGACGACAUCCCUUAAAUCCCAAACUGUGCAAGAGGGCAGACGGUUAGGAUUAAUUUUCUAAUUGAAGAGCAGGGAUGGAUUUAGUUAAUCAUAUGCGUAUAGUCCGAUGUACAAUAAACUAUCAAAAAUUCCAAAUA